Molecule: messenger RNA, 1315 nt
Organism: Saccostrea cuccullata (small rock oyster)
Lineage: Eukaryota; Metazoa; Mollusca; Bivalvia; Ostreida; Ostreidae
Exons: 6
Coding region: 86-1300 (404 amino acids)
Source: RefSeq, a predicted model, not a curated record
UUUACUGGAUUAGAGACCCAGUUUAAAACGGUAACUGUGAAGUGAAAGUACGUAUUUUGACUUGGAGAAAAAGGUUGUCCUGAUCAUGAAAAGCAAAUCAUCUGACCCCCGAACUUCUUCAUUUCCUAAAAAAAGAAAGAUGAAAGUAGAGUCAUCUCCAACCAGUUCAUCAGAGGAGGAAUCAUACACAGAUCCAGUCGAUCGUUGUGAACGGGUACUUGUGAAUGGACAGGAACAUGUUUAUUUCCCGGCCACUAAAUGGGACUAUGACGACCUCAAAAAACUAAACAUUUUCUUUGAUAAGACACCUGAACCUUUGGAGGAGUUUAUGAUAGAAGUGAAAGAAGACUUUGUGAGAAAAUGUGAUUGUCCAGAUUUUAGUGACAGUUGUAGAACUUUCAGCCAAAUGCUUAAAGAGUCUGUUGCUUUUUCUUGUGAUUUACAGACAGUUGGGCAGUUAAGUAAACACAUGUAUAAAAACAAAAAGGCCGUAGAGCAGAAGAUGAUCGAUGCAAUAGAAAGUUAUGUACAAAAGGCAGCAGAAGUUGAGGAAGAUUUGGAUUUGAAUGACUUAUUAAACAGAAAAUGGAUGCCAGCUGUGAAGAGAUUUGCAGAGGAAACUUUAAAGCUGAUAAAGAAGUCACUGUAUCCUUUGGAGGAAGGGGACAUGCUCUCUCUAAAAAUAGAACAAGAGAAGGAGAGGGGGAGAACUAUUGGACAGGAAAGGAAAGAAAAGUCACCUGAUAUGAAUACAGAUUGUUUUGGAAGUUUCUUUAAGCAUUUUUCCUCUGUAUUUGGACAGAUGUUUUUCUUGGAGCCAGAUCCAGUGAGCAGGAAGACCUUUUACUGUAUGGAUAAGUUGGUGGACAGUACUCCUGAUUUGUGUUACUUGAUCCACAGAGAACCUGUCCCUGGGGUCAUUGAUACUCCUGAUUCUAUACUGACAGUCACUCAGUUAAAAUCGACAGAUAAACUGAGCAGUGAUUCUUCUCUAUCUUUGGAAGAGCAGUUGGGUUCCAGGGUAUUAGGGCAGGUUGGAACAAGCCUUUUUGCAGAAACAAAUUUUUCUUUGUUAAAACCAAAUACUCUUGGGAUCCUAUGCUUAGAAACAAAAAUUAUUUUUGUGUACCUGAAGUUACCAGAUGAACAUUACGUGAAUGUCCUUUUAAAGACACCUUUGACCACAAAAGGAAGGAUUUCCUAUACCCAGCCAUUUGAUAUGUUAAAUGCGGAGGACAGGUCCAAAAUUGCAGAUUUCUUGUAUUUCUUUGGAUGUCUCCAAAACAAAAUUAAAUGCUGAUUUUCAAAUUCAAAA